Messenger RNA from Galleria mellonella (greater wax moth), 8479 nucleotides. RefSeq lists its product as uncharacterized. The transcript has 36 exons. The coding region runs from base 813 to 8381 and encodes 2522 amino acids. Gene Ontology annotation, molecular function: potassium channel inhibitor activity; ATP binding; chloride channel inhibitor activity. NCBI's taxonomy places the organism in Eukaryota, Metazoa, Arthropoda, Insecta, Lepidoptera, Pyralidae. Gene Ontology annotation, biological process: protein phosphorylation; negative regulation of sodium ion transport; positive regulation of potassium ion import across plasma membrane. The record is from RefSeq and is a predicted model, not a curated record. Gene Ontology annotation, cellular component: cytoplasm.
AGUAACAGUUGUGUAUCGAAAAAAUUGUUCAUCCAACAAACCAUGGUGAUAUCGAGGUGUAGAACGUGUAGUUUCCCCUAGAAAAACCCUUUGCAAGAUUGACGUACUGUCAUCUCAGUUUUUUACUCUAUUUAUUCAGCUUGAUUCAGCUAUGCGCCAUUUAGUGCAAUAGAUCGGCGGAUGUCUGCAGAUUUUAGCACAUCUUUAAAUAAAACGCGACAGAACGUAAGUGCAAUGGCUGGGUGGUUCUGACGUCGCGACGUCUGCGCGACUUUUCAGCCACCCGCUUUCGCAUUAUUUCGUGUGAAAAUUUCAUGCCGGCACGUAGUUUUCUUCAGUUGAGUGCGAUUUGCAUACAUUUUUUGUUGGUUCGUGUUCAGUGAGUGCAGUGUGGCGACCUCGGUGGUUUCUGAGAGGUGACCGAGACGUGACAGAUAACAACAACAAACAAUCCUGCAAUACAACUUUCCAAAAUUAAAAAAAAAAAACUCUCAAGACUGUUUAAAUUAUAUAAUAUAGUUAUUCUCGUAGUUUUAAAGGAAGCAAGGGGCGGUAAAUGAAGAAGCAUGCAACACAGUGAGAGAGAAUCAAAAGACGGAUCUAGCUAUUUAUUUAAUUAUUAAUUAAUAAUAUUAAUAACUUGUUAUAAUUACUUUCCUAGUUAUUCAUUGUAUUCUAUAGAUUAAUACGUAUGAAAUGAUUAUUUGGAUUCGGCUGUAUCGAAACAUUUGAGUUCAUAAUGGUCACGGUAAUAGGGUCUAAAAGCGAGGUAUUUAUCUGACAAAGUCGACUUGGUUUUUUAAUGGAGGAUCAUGGACAUGGCAUCGAACGUUUCGUUGAGGAACAACAAGCAAAGGAAAGAGAACCUUAUUACGAGGAAGCAGGAUAAGUCCCCGGAGAAGACCAUAAGGGGUACAAGGGGCGCGUACAGAGGUAUCCCGUCGACCUCGAAGCGAACGGACGAGGAGAACGAUGCAAGCUCCACAGAAAGACUGGACAGACCAAAGAAAUUUAUAUCGCAGAAGAGCAACUAUGGUUUGGGGAAGAGGCCCGACUUCUUGAAGAACAGAAACGUGCAUUUAACUUCGUCUCGUUAUGGACAGAUGACAUCAGGCCUCCACGGCCAUGGCCACCAGAUCUCUCAACCCGCCCACCACCUCGACUCGAACGUGCUAGCACCCAAGGAGAAGACCGUCCACGGCAAAGAGAAGACAUUCAAAGUAGUGGUGGGGAGCGAGGUGGGCGUGAUGAAGACCCCGGUGCUGGGCCCGCGGCCAUACAACGCGCUGGCCAUCAUACACACGCAGCAGAGCAACACCUUCGAGAUGCUCAACUCGCUCACCACCAGCGUCGCAAGCCAGCCAGUUGUGGGUGUAGGCGUGGGGGUGGGCGUAGGCGUGGGCGGCUACCGGCGCCGCAGCUCCGGCACGGGUGCGCUGUGCGACCCCGAGCUCGACGACAGUGGCAACAAGCUCGUCGCGCGGCUCGAGGACGACGCCUUCAUAUCGGAGCAGGACCUGGAGGAGAAUAUCGAGAUAGAGACUGCCACACAGCAACGUCUUCCACACCCCACCACCGACCCCACCGGUGAGGUGCAGCAGGAGGAACAGCAGAAUGGUCUGGUAUAUAGCCCUAUAUACAAGCUGGAUAAAUUGGAGUUGGAGAAGGAAAAGAAGGAAGACAAAGAAGAUGAGGAGGAGCCCAUUGGGGUAUCGCCAUGUGGCAGGUUCUUCAAGUACGACAAGGAGGUGGGACGCGGUUCGUUCAAGACAGUGUACCACGGGCUCGACACGCAGACCGGCGUCGCUGUCGCUUGGUGCGAGCUGCUGGAGAAGAAAUUGAACAAGACAGAACGUCUCCGGUUCCGAGAGGAAGCGGACAUGCUGAAGAAACUCCAGCAUCCGAACAUUGUAAGGUUCUACAACUAUUGGGAGGGCACCGUCGCCAAGAAGAAGAACAUCGUCCUCAUCACAGAGCUCAUGCUGUCCGGGACCCUAAAAGCCUACCUCCGCCGAUUCAAACGUAUCAACCCCAAGGUGCUGAAGUCAUGGUGCCGGCAAAUUCUCAAGGGACUCAACUUUCUGCAUUCUAGGACCCCACCUAUUAUACACAGAGACCUGAAGUGCGACAACAUCUUCAUCACAGGGACCACGGGCAGCGUCAAGAUCGGCGAUCUUGGCCUCGCCACACUUAAGAAUAGGAGCUUCGCCAAGUCUGUUAUAGGCACGCCCGAAUUCAUGGCCCCCGAAAUGUACGAGGAGCACUACGACGAAGGCGUCGACGUCUACGCCUUUGGCAUGUGCAUGCUGGAGAUGGCAACUAGCGAGUACCCUUACAGCGAAUGCUCCGGGCCCGCGCAGAUAUACAAGAAGGUCGUCUCGGGAGUGAAACCUCAAAGCUUGGAGAAAGUCACAAUACCUGAAGUACGGGACAUCAUUGAGUCAUGCAUUAGGCCAAAUAAAGCUGACAGGCCUAAAGUGAAAGACCUUCUGAACCACGAAUUCUUCGGCGAGGACAUCGGGCUGCGACUGGAGAUCGUAGGCCGCGACCUGGUCACCUCCUCCGACAUCACCAAGAUACAAUUCCGACUCAAGAUUAUCGAUCCCAAGAAGAGAUCGUACACGCACAAGGAGAAUGAAGCGAUCCAAUUCGAGUUCGACAUGGAGAGUGACGAUUGCGAGGAGGUAGCCAACGACAUGGCGAAGGCCGGCCUCAUCAUGGAGGAGGACGCGCGGAUCGUCUUCAAGCUGCUCAAGUCGCAGCUCAUCAGUCUCAAUCGGGAGAGGAGUGAGAAGAAAGCUCAGAUGCUGUUCAACCAGGAACUGAUCAACGAGCAGAACAUACAGAAGCAGCUACUGCUCGAACAACAGCUACGGCAGGUCAAGAUGAUACAGAAUCAGCAGCAAGGUGGUCCAGCAGAGCAGGUGAAGGCGGGACUGCUUAACGGCGUUGGCACACAGCCGGCCCUUGGCGGGGUGCAAUUGGAGCAGCAAUCCCAGUUGCUACAAGCACAGCAACAACUCCUCCAACACCAGUUCCAGCAGUUGAACAAUCUGAACAACGAGGAGAAGGCGAUAAAGCUGCUCCAGCACAACCUCAUACAGGCCAGGAUCUCGCCAAGCGAUCAGCAGUUAUUCCAGCAGCAACAAGCACUGUUAGAGCAGAACAUCAAACAACAGGUAAUGAUGGAACAGAAUCUCUUGAACCAACAAAUACUGGAGCAAGCGACAGUUCAAGGUCAGUUAAUGGAGCAACAAGCGCAGCAAAAACUACUAGAAACAAAUACAUCACAGGGCCAAAUACAGCCGACAUUACUGAACCAACAACUGACCGCAGAGCUGAGCAACCAGAACCAGGUAUUGCAGCAACAAAUCAUCCAGCAACAGCAGAACAUAAUAGCCCAACAGGCGGUCGCAAUACAACAGAAGCAGCUAGAGGAGCAGUUGACUCAGGAGAACAUAAUAAGCACACCGCAGAAUCUCGUCACCGGCCAAAUACUGGAUCCGUCACUACAGAAUCUUCAAAAUAUUCUAUCGCAGAUAAUUCAGAGACCAGACACGUUGCAGUCAAGAAAAGAAUCGGAGUCAGAAAAUCAGCAAGUCCAGCCGCAACAAAUUCAGCAAGUAGUAAAUCAACAAUCAGAAAAUGUAGAACAACAAAUCCAACAAGAACAGGAUAUUCAGCAAAUGCAAAAUUUGAUUGGUGCACAAAUUCAACAACAAAACAUGAAUAUCCAACAGAAUCAGCAAUACAUGCAGCCGAUUCUUACUGGUGUGGAUCCUGCGAUACUAGCCCAACAAGAACAAGUCGCGCAGGCUCAGCAGCAAAUAUCUCAGGCCCAACAUCAGCUAAAUAUGCAGAAGCAGGUGUUGGCGCAGCAACAACUGGUGCUUCAACAACAAUUACUACAGCAUCAACAAUUACAGAUGCCGGGGCAGACAUUGUCACCACAGCAUUUGAGAAAUCUACAGCAACAGCAGUAUCUAGCUCAGCAGGAGUUGCAGCUGCAGACUCAGCAAAAUUUUAUCGAAAGACAGAAUCUCGCAUUGCUGGCGCAGAAACAGCAGUUAAUGGGGCAGCAACAACAGAAAGUAGAGGAGAUACUCCGAGCUCAGAGGCCAAUGUAUACAAGACAGGGAUCGGAACAGAGUCAAAUCAGUACGACAGAUAUUCAUGAGCAGCAACAGACAUUGAUUCCGGACCACUAUCAGCAGAAAGCUCCCUUGCAGCCUCAAAUGUCAAUGGAGCAAAUGCAGUAUCAGAAUCAAUACGCCGAUAUGCAGAGUCAAAUGCAGAAGCAGCAAUCUAUACCAUCUGAAGACCACAGCUACCAGCAUCGAAUGCAUCCAAUGCAGGGACAAUCUCUACCGCACAAUAUGCAAAUGGCUCAGAAUUUUAAUGUGGUGCAACAGAGCGAGGUGCAGAUAUCUAGUCAUGAAGGCACGCCAGUGCAGAAUUAUACUGCUAACCCACUUCAGAUGUACCAGCAAGGUCAGAGCCAGCCUAUGCAGUCGAUGCUGCAGAACAUGCAGUAUCAAGUUGAUCAAAAUUUAUCAUCGUCUGUGACACAGAACAUUCCCAAAUCAGUUCCUCAAGAACCGCCUGCUCAACAAAUCACGACUACGCAAUCAGUACCAAACACGGUCUCUUCUGUCCCACAGUCGAUGUCGUCUGUUCCACAAUCCAUUCCUUCCAUUCCUCAACCCGUUCAAUCUAUACCACAGCCUAUUCAAUCACUUCCUGUAUCUGUACCUCCAUCUUUGCCUCAGUCUAUGGUGUCUGGUCCACAAGUUCCACAAUCUGUCCCUCAGCCAAUUCAAUCUAUCCCGAAGACGAUUCCUCAACCUGUAUCAUCAGUUCCUCAACCAAUUUCCUCGGGUCCUCAACCAGUUUCUUCUACUUCUCAACCCGUUUUAGCUGCUGCUCAACCCGUGUCUUCCGCCCCUCAAUCUGUCACGCAGCCUACGUUUAUUCUACCGUCCAUUCCAUCUGUUCCACCGGUCCAAGAAUUAGUCCCGCAACAGCUUAAUCUACCAUCGGAGCACACGGAGGGUUUCCAGAGUAAUGGUGGGCAGAAAGAGCAGUUCUUGACGCCCAUGAGCGAGUUCCCUUCUGGCGCGACACACAGUGAUACCAUCAGACACCCAGAGUUGAGCUCGGUGGAAGAGAAGCAGGCUGAGACGCAACCGGAACCGGGUACAGCGAUACCAUCACCGAUAUCUGGCGACAAAAAGUCCCGAGGCUCCAAGAAGCGGUCCCGCGAGAAGGACAAGCUGCCCAAACUGACCGUGCUCGAGGUGAACGAGACAGCCAACGUGGUGGAGUGCCAGCUCGAGUCCAAGUCCAAAACGGUCACGUUCAAGUUUGACGUCACCGAUGUCAACCCAGAGGAGAUUGCCAGCAAUCUGGUAUCAAACAACCUGCUGCCCGAAUGGCAAAGCGCGACCUUCAUGGAACUGAUCAAGGACAUAGUGAACCAGCUGAUCACCAACCCCGGAGUCACGCCCGUGCUCAACCCGGCACACCACUCUGCGCUCAGGCUAAACAUUGAUAAGACUGACUACGACUCGGAGACAACAGAGCGCGAGGAGAAUUUAACGGACUCGAACCAGGACAACUCAGAGUGCACGACGCCCACCGCCAGCCACGACAACAUCGCAGCAGAGCUCGCCGAUGAGCCCGAGCCCGAGCGCGAGCGCGAACCCGAGCACGCGGAGCCGCUGCCCGCGAGGCCGCCGCAUGUCGACGCCGCCUCCAGGAAGAUCAGCACCGCAUCAUCUAUAGGUUCCAAUCAAUCGGACGGCGGAUCGAUGGCGCCGGAGCGUUCUGGCAGCACAGAAUCACAGAACGGAGAGAGAAAGCUGCAGAAGCCGUCUCGCAAGAUAUCAAGAUUUCUAGUCAGCCCCGUCGUCGACCGGGGAGAGGAGGUCCCUGAGGAGAAACUUGAGCCACAGGAGAAGUCCGAGGUCAAGGAUCAGGUCAACGGCCUCCCCGAGAAAGAGGGUCCAGUCAUUCCGCAGGAGAACUAUGUUCCUACCCAUCAGUAUUCCGCACCCACUCAAGUUCCGCACCCACUAGUGAUAGACCACAGACCCGUAGAUGUAAAACCUGAACCGGAAACAGUGACCAGGGACCAGCCCUACUCUGGCCCCAUCCCCUCCACCGUGCAGACAGCCCCCCAAAUACCAGUUCAGAGCAUAAUGAAUCCGGUAUUAAACGCAACGCUACAACCCAACUUGAACCUAACUACCCCGCUGCAGAUCGCGACGGAUACGCCACUGCUGGGGUUGAGUCAGGUCGGGACCCCGAUGGGGAUGGGGGCCGAAUUGGGACUGGGGUUGGGGCUGGCCGCCCCUCUUCACCCCACGUUGACGCCUACCCCGCCGGUGUCCGAUUCGCUGCCUAACGCUGAAAAUAUACAGAGGAUGUUACUCAAGCAAAAUAUCAUAAACCAACAGCAGAACAUGUCGGGUCCCAAUCUCUUAGGAUUACUGAAUCAGCCGCAGUUCCCACAGCCCGACCUCAGCCUCCACAACACAAUACUCAGCAACUCACAGCCAGUGGCCGGGAUGGCUGGCGUGGCCGGAGUGGCCGGAGUGACUGGCCGCCUGCCGCCGCAGUACCCUCAGCAGAAGUACUAUCAGCCGAUGCUCGCCACCGCUAACGAUUUUAUAGCUCAGCAACAAGCUUUGCAAACGUCGGUGAACCAGUUGGCCAACCAGCAGAUGCCAGGGUUCGGACUCGGGCUGGGUCUCUCGGCGCCGUUGCAGUCCAGUCUCGGCACCAAUCUGGGCUUGCAACAACAGAACAUCAACCUCGCCACGCAAAACCUUGCGCUCAAUCAGAACUUGAUGAGCCAGAAUUUGGGGCAAAAUUUAGGUCUAGCAGGCCAAAACUUAGGAUUAAGUGGUCAGAAUCUCAUAAACAGCCAGAACCUGGCACUGAGUGGUCAGAACUUGACGCUGAGCGGUCAGAACCUCGGCCUAAUGGGGCAGAACCUCGGGCAGCUCGUCGCGCAUAGAGCUGUGCAUCACGCGUUAGCGCGCAGGGCUGUCGACAUGGAGAUGGCGGGUAUGACGAGCGUGAACUCAACGGGCUCGUCGCAGCCGAGCACGCCGAAUAAGGCACAGUCGUACAACGAGUACAUGAUCACGUUGCAGCACAAGCUCGCCUCCAUUUCCAACAGUGGUCCUGUGUCGCCGCAGUCCCCGCUCGAGUACAGCCCAGCGCUGUCGCCCACUCAGCGACCGCUGAAUGCGCUUCAAGCGCUGCAUGCGCUGCACAAGGCGGAGGGUUGCGAUGUUAUGGAUGUGAGUGAGGGCAAACGAUCUGUGGGCCAACACGUGGCGCAGCUAGCCGACCUGGACCACGAGCUGAGCAAGAUCAGCCUCCACUACAAACAUGAUCAGCCCAAGGACGUGUUCAGCGAGCACAGCGCGGACGAGCACGACAUUUUAGCGGGCAACAUCAGCGACAACUCGGCCAACGUGUACGAAGACGCGAAGAAUGUGGGCGCGGGCGCAGGCGGUGUGGGCGCGUGCGGCGGCGGGCGCGGCGCGGGCGCGGCGGGCGCGGCGGGCGGCGGCGCGCGGUACCGCGUGGCGCGCGCGCAGCCCUGCCGCGGGUACGCGCUGUGCCGCCUGCUGCACCACCACCACCACCACCAGCACCAGCACCACCAGCACCAGCACCAGCACCAGCACCAGCACCAGCACCACGCGCACGUGAAAGAUAAACUGGAUAUGGUAUCGCGGACGGAGACGAGCGAAUCGGUGGGAACGGGCGAAGUGGCGGAGGGCGAGGGCGGCGAGGAGGAGCUGUCGUGCGGCGACAACAACUCGUCGUGCUCGGACUCGGCGGCCGACACGUACAUCAUAACGGACUCGGCGCGCGCCACCACCUACCUGCUGACGGACGCGCUCGCCGACACGAUCGCCACCAUCAUCGACCCAAGCCGCUCGCCGCCGCCGCCUGCUACGCAGAGUGAACAAACGAAACCUAGUCCCGAUAGGCCAGCUGAAGACCACGAACGGAGCUACCUGAUCGUGGACCCGGCACGGGAUAUGACUUGUACUGUGAUAGACGGCACCCUCAAUCUCGAGGAAGACCAGACCUUCAGCGCUUUCGUUGAGGGCAAGUACUCAACGGAGGCGGCCGAUAGAAGUCAGACAGAGGCGACUGAGAGUGUAUCUGCGUCGGAGGAACUGUCUCGGUGGCGGCACGUGGAGGAGCCGGAGCGGACGUGGCGGGACGGCGGACUGUACCCGCUGGUCCGCGGAGGACUUGCCGCGCACGUCGUCGUCGACGAGACGCUCACCGACAGAGCCGUGUGCCGGCAGGUGGUGUUGCUGUCGCUGCAGCCGGCGCCGGCGCAGUUAUGACAUGUGUAGCGAUUCACCUUGUACCUUAUAUUUAUUGUACGCUGUAACAUAUACUAUAUCAUUACCCGUAAAUAAAAUAUUCAUAUGUGAUAUCUAGA